UGUACUCAGUGUAUAGGCUACUAACCAUUCUAAGAAUUUUGAGUUGAGUUCUUUGUCAAACAUUGGCUUCUAAAAACAGCAUGGUUUCCUUAUCCCUCUGCAGUAUCUCCUUCCUCAUUUCUGUUAAAACAUACCGGUAAUUACUUCCCCAAUAAACCACCUCUUAGUUUAUUUGCACCAAGCUGUGCAAUCUCUAUUAGAAAUGUGUUUGGAUCGGAAGACACAGUAUUAAACGACUAAUGUCAGCAAUUUAUGAGGUCAAAUGUUUCCAUUCAGUGACUGACUGCAUACCUAUGAUUCCUGAGCCCAUGUUUUUAUGUGCCUUGACUUGCUACAAUGUAUCCCCAGAUGUAUCUUAGUCUACUUUGUCAUCAUAUAUCCUAAACUGGACAGAACUGUGAGAAUGUUUGGAAUUGGAACCAAAAUAGAUCACUUGCAAUGAAGAAUAGACUGACACAAUGACACACACGUUUGGGGCUGAUAAAUUAAAGUUUAUACGUGUGUUCAUUCACAUACAGCUGUCAAGUUGGCGUGGGAACAUUGUCUAAGUUCCUCUAAAGACUGGACUAGUCAAGAUAGCUGAAGAAACCUUAUGUGCCCCUCCCUAGUUCCUUCCCCGCCCAGUUUCUUUUGGCGACCCUGAGCGUUCUAUUUUAUGACAUCAAACCACAAUGCACCGCACUGUUUGCAGUUUACCUAAAGUCUCCAUGGCAAUAUGGACUGGUUCGGCCCCUUAUUUAAAUCAGACCGGAAACGAACGUCAUUUUGGGCCAAUCUUAGCGCGCUAAAGUGACAUAAUGGAAUUUUUAGGGGUAAAAAACAAGCAGAGGGUUGGGUGUACGCAUACCAGUUGUGCCAUCUGUGAAAAGAGUUCAUACGGGCGAGAAGAACAGGAAAAGCCAAGCCACGACUGUUGUUUUAGCCUCAGGGGUACAGGUAAAGGGGAACCAGAGUUUGAAGAUAGGAAAAAUACAGGAAACUGUAACCUGAACUGUGUGUUUUAUUGCCGGAUUUAACGGUUGAAUCGCCUUAGUUUAUGCGUAAACCUCAACAUACCCUCGUGUGAGGGGUUAGAAUGGAAACAACCCUCUACCCUUGUAAUGUGUUGAAUACUCGAGGGAUUUCAAGCCUCUAUUCCUACAACAGCAUGAUGAAGAAAGACAUUUGUCUAAACCUGGAUGACCAAAGCUCGAUUCUGAAACCGAAUCUCCGGGACGCAGAGGGAAUUCUGAACUCCCCGGACUUGGGACUCUUGAAAUUGGCGACUCCGGACCUUGAACGAUUGAUUAUCCAAUCGAAUGGAAUGGUUACCACGAUCCCAACCUCUCAGUUCCUCUACCCAAAGUCAGCCAGUGACGAACAGGAAUUUGCCGAAGGCUUCGUGAAGGCGCUUGAGGAUCUUCACAAGCAGAACCAGCUGAGCGAGGGGACGUGCGUACCGCCGGACAGACUGGACCUUAUCAGCUCCAACGCAGCCCCAAUCGGCUUGCCGUCAGAUCUGCCAGUGUACACGACAUUGAACGGCUAUGGUAAUAGUCCACUGGGCAGCACAGUGAAUUAUUCCACGGAUACAAUUCCAUUCCCACCACCACCUUCUCAUCUGAUGAGCGCGCAUCAACAGGCGGCUGCGGCGGCUCUGUCACGACUCCAGGCGUUGAAGGACGAGCCGCAGACGGUCCCCGACAUGCAGUGCUUUGGAGACAGCCCGCCUUUGUCUCCUAUUGACAUGGACAACCAGGAGCGCAUCAAAGCAGAGAGGAAAAAGCUGCGCAACAGAAUAGCGGCGUCCAAGUGCCGCAAAAGAAAACUGGAGAGAAUAUCCCGUCUUGAAGACAAGGUCAAAAACCUUAAGACACAGAACACUGAACUGGCCUCCACAGCCAGUGUGCUUAGAGAGCAAGUAGCCCAGUUGAAACAAAAGGUUAUGAACCAUGUCAGUAAUGGAUGUCAACUUCUCCCAAACCAAGAUCAAGCUUACUAGAGGACAAUGUAGGCCUAUGAGGUACCCACCACCAUGGGGUUCGUUAUCCUUUGGGGAUAUGGACUAACUGAAACCCAGUAGGCUAUUUGCCUGUUCUAAUAGAAUACAAACUCAUUGCUGAAAAUCCAUUAGAACUGGAACACUAUGGGUCUCUCUUAAAAAAUGUGGCUAACAGACUAAUUUUGCUGCCCUCUUCAGAGGAAAAUGCACUAUCAGCUCUCCAAUGGACAGUAAUACAUAGCCGAACAAGGAUAGCAUUAUCUGCAUGUAAACUGGACAAUCUCAAUGAGUGCACCUAAACACCAGAAUGUCAGUGAGCGCAUGUCAUCCACUGUGUAAUAUAUAAUGCCUUACUUGUUUACAAGCACUUAUUUACCAAUGACAAAUGUAUAUUUUAUUUACUAAAACAUGUCUUAUUUUGCAUACUGUCUUUUAUAUUUUCUGCAAAUAUGAAUUGUGCAUGUCUUGUAAGCUCGUGUUGGCUACAGUAAUUUAAUGUUGUGCAACUCUGUGUAUCUGUCGCUAUCCAUGAAUGUAGCCUUCGUUGUUGGCCCUAUGUAGCCAUUUUGAACGGGAUUUGACCUCUCAAAGCUGUUUUAUUAAAUUCUAUGAAUUGUUUAUUCUGUUGUCAAAUGUUGUUGUGGACCGACUGUACUUUAUUUCAGUUCCUGUCCUAUUACACAUUGUGCCAGCUAUUUAUUAUAGCCUCUACCAGCAAUGGAUUAGUGUAGAAUAGGUGCAUAUUGUUUCCCCCGCUCCCCCUAUCAUGUUGUAUUACAGGCUUUGUUACAUUGAAAUAAAAAGGGGUAAAAUAGGUAGGUAGCAGUGGGAGUCCUACACUAUUAUGCCACCUAUUGGCUUGAUGAGGGUAAUACCAUUGUCAGUUUGGGCCAAGAGGCUACUGUACACCCAACACAAAAAUGUGCCUCAAAGACAGAUUUGAAUAAAUGUUGACUCAUUUUUCACACA
Oncorhynchus mykiss (rainbow trout) is the source of this 2950-nucleotide messenger RNA. RefSeq names its product transcription factor JunD. Lineage: Eukaryota; Metazoa; Chordata; Actinopteri; Salmoniformes; Salmonidae. Gene Ontology annotation, cellular component: transcription regulator complex. Gene Ontology annotation, molecular function: DNA-binding transcription factor activity, RNA polymerase II-specific; RNA polymerase II cis-regulatory region sequence-specific DNA binding; transcription factor binding. Gene Ontology annotation, biological process: regulation of cell population proliferation; regulation of transcription by RNA polymerase II; regulation of cell cycle. The record is from RefSeq and is a predicted model, not a curated record.